ACUUGCAGGGCGGCCAGCAGUCAGGACGCAGGACUUCGAACGUCCAACGCUCACAUUUACAUUUAUUUUUCUUUUUUUGUCUUUUUUCUUACUAUUUUUUUUUUCAAUACCACCAUGGAAUUCCCCAAAGAAACGCCUUACUUGCGAAGGGUACGGAUUUUCAAGCAGACCCUGAUGUUCUUGGCCUCCAGCUGGGGCUACCUGUCGGGCGGCAUGUCGCUCACCUGGCCCAACGUCUUGGCCUCCGACAUCCUUGUGGACAACAGCACCUUGUUUGGCACUCAGCUCAGCCUGUCCGACUCGCAGCUGGAUAUGGUGGGCAGCAUGAUGUUCGUGGGGUCGCUGCCGGGCUACGUGGCGGCCGGCUGGCUCGUGCGCGCCAUCGGGCGGCGGCGCUCCAUGAUGCUGGCGGCUGUUCCGGGGCUGGCGGGCUCGCUCUCGAUCGCCCUCGCCCUCAACACGGAGAUGAUCCUCGUCGGCAGAUUUCUCGAAGGCACAUCCUACGGCAUGAUGGGCGUCGCCGUGCGGCCGUACAUCGUUGAAGUCGCCGACACGGACAUCCGUGGGUCGGCCGUCGUCGUCGCCAACAUCCUGCUCCAGAUCGGCAGCAUCAGCGCGGUCAGCCUCGGGAUCCCGUUCAAGUGGUACCAAGUGUCCUUCUUCAGCUGUGCCGUCCACGCCAUGUACGGACUACUGUUGGUCCCUCUCCUGCCCGAGAGCCCGACCUUCCUCGCCGUCACCAACAAGGACGAGAAGGCCAAGGGCGUCCUUCACCGGCUCAGAGGCACCAGCGUCGACGUGGAGGGCGUCCUGAGCGAUCUCAAGAAGCAGAACGAAUCCGUCGGCAACGCGGCCAGCUGGCGGGUCCUCGUGAGGCCGGCGGUCCUCAGGCAGGAGCUGAUCCUGUUCGGGCUCUUCCUGGUCUCCAACUUCAGCGGCGUCGAGGUCAUCAAGGCCAACACCUCCAGGAUCUUGCAGUCGGCCGGCGUGUCUCUGGACAUGGAAGUGAGCACCAUCAUGGUGGCGGGCGUCCUGUUCUGCGGGAAUUUCUCCAUGAUGCUCCUUCUAGAUCGCGCGGGACGUCGGCGAUGUCUGAUGCUGUCCCUUUCCCUCCUGGUGGUUGGCUACUGCAUUUUGGGAGCUUUCGUUUUCCUCAGCACGCGGCCGACUGACUCCCUCGCGGCGCCGGAGCUCACUGUGGCAGUUGAAGCGAACGCCUCCGUGGCCUACUACACCGGGGCCGUGUCGACGCAGCGCACCACCUGGGACUGGGUUCCCUUGGCCUCCCUCAUGCUCGCUGCUUACGGCCAGGCCCUGGGCUCGGGACCAAUUCCCUGGAUCCUUUCUUCCGAGUAUUUUCCUACGUCCAUCCGAUCUCAGGCAAUGGGCCUCUGCACGCUGAUCGGCAGCCUGCAGUCCUUCGCGGCUCUGCAACUCUUCAGUCCUAUGCAGACGGUCCUAACUCCUGCAGGACUCUACUGGUUCUACGCCUGCGUUGGGGCCGUGGGGUUGCCCUACGCCUUCCUGUUCGUCCGGGAGACGAAGGGGAAGUCUGUAGGAUAAAGGAAUCUCUUGCGUCGCUCCUUCGGCCGAGUUAUGAUUGUGUUGCGCUUUAUGGUUGCUUGUGUUGUGAUUGUUUACUUGUUUACUUGGUGUUGCUGAACGAACGGGCGGCUUGAUGGUCAUUCGUGUCUGGAAGCAGGAAAAGUAUGAUUUCUUAAAUAUCUACCUUUAAACUAAACGAAUGUGAUAAUGCGUUUUAUAUUAUUUAUACUGUAAGACUUUUAUUUGGAAGUAAAAUAAAUAAAAAUGAA
Molecule: messenger RNA, 1814 nt
Organism: Penaeus vannamei (Pacific white shrimp)
Lineage: Eukaryota; Metazoa; Arthropoda; Malacostraca; Decapoda; Penaeidae
Source: RefSeq, a predicted model, not a curated record